Messenger RNA from Brachypodium distachyon (stiff brome), 3603 nucleotides. RefSeq names its product transcription factor GTE9. Gene Ontology annotation, molecular function: protein binding. The transcript is spliced from 10 exons. NCBI's taxonomy places the organism in Eukaryota, Viridiplantae, Streptophyta, Magnoliopsida, Poales, Poaceae. The record is from RefSeq and is a predicted model, not a curated record. Bases 530 to 2866 code for a protein of 778 amino acids.
CGCGAAGAGAGAGAGACGGGAGACAGAGGAGAGAGAAACCCCAAGCCCAGGUCUCGCCGCCUUCGCCUUCGCCUCUGCGGCCGCGCUCCGUUCGGGUAGGAGGAGGAGGAGCUCGAGGGGUUCUCCGUGCCCGUGGGAGCGCGGAGGCGGCGCCGGCGUAGGUGCCUGCGGGGGAAGGGCGCGAGAUCUCGCGGCGGCGCCGCCGGCUUUGUGCGGUGGUGGGGGUGUUGGCGGCGGCGGCGGCGGGUGGUGCUGGCUCGGUGAGUCGGCUCGAUCCUUCCUCGCGGCGGCGCUCCGGCAAUCGAGCUGCUCCGCGGCCCGAAUCGAGGGUUUUGGGGGCCCGCCUUCUUGCUCGUGGCGGCCCGUGGAAUAAACUAACCGCUCGCUUCAGGCGGGCUAGGGUUAGGUUUUCGGCGGAAUUGCGGGCGGGAUUUUCUCGGCUGAAGGCGGCGGCGCAUUGUGUUGGUCGUUCGCGAGGAGGGCUGCCUGGCUGCUGCUGCUGCCUCUGUGUGCCUCCCUUGUGCGCGCAAUGAUGGGAAAGACGCAGAAGUUCUCCAAGGGGCACCCUGUGGGGUUCGUGCCGGACUACCGGUACGGGGUGGAGACUGGUGGGGCGUCCAAGGUGCCUCCUGUGAAUCCGGCGCGGACCGAAGCCAAGAGGAAAUGCAUCAACUUGAAUACCGAGGAGGGGGGCGAUGCUCCUGGAUUUAACGUGCCGCGGGAGGUCUUUGAGCUGUCGAGGAUGUCGGUGUCGGAUAGGAAGGAUCUGGAGAUGAAGCUCCGUCAGGAGCUCGAGCAGGUGAGGGCCCUCCAGAAUAGGCUGUUUUCCAGAGGCGCUUUGACGAGCAUGAAUGGUGCGACUUCCUCGGCUCCUGGGGGUGAUUUCAACGGCAAUAAAAAGGAUGGGAAGCUCAAAAGGAGCUAUUCAGUGCAGUCUGGCAGAGGACUGAUGUCAUCAAUGGCACAGCCUGCAGUCAGCUCCAUUAACUACGCGCCGUUGUUUAAAAAAUGCCAGGACCUUCUAAGGAACCUUAUGCGGCAUCGCUAUGGACAGACAUUUUCUAUCCCAGUCGAUCCUGUGAAGUUGAACAUCCCUGAUUAUUUUGAUAUAGUCAAGCACCCGAUGGAUUUGGGUACCAUCCAGAAAAAGUUGAAUUCUGGCUCGUAUCCUACACCUUGGGAAUUUGCCGCAGAUGUGAGGCUAACUUUUAGCAAUGCUAUACUCUAUAACCCACACAAUAACGUUGUGCACCAAAUGGCCAAAACUAUGAGCAGUCAUUUUGAACCUAGAUGGAAGCCUAUUGAGAAGAAGCUUCCUCGACCAGAGGAGGAGCCCUCUGUCGUAGAGCCCUCAAUAGUAGAGCCCUCAGACAAAGGUGCAGUUGAGAAAAAUUUGAUUGUCAACAAGGUCCCGUCUGAGAAAAAGCCUUCAAAUAAAGGCGCAUACAAGAAAGGCAGCUUUCAGAAGGAGGAGGCGGUUGCUAAUCCAGUUUUGCAACCGAAGAAGAGGAAAGCAUCUCCUUUGGUCCAGGAUGCUCCAGUAGCACCAGAGGUACAGAUGGUUCAGGUGGUUGAGGAUGCUCCAGUAGCACCAGCGGUACAGGUGCCUCAGGUGGCAGAGGAUGCCCCAGUGCGACCGACUGAUAUGGAGAUGAUGACAGAUAAACAAAAAGUUGAUCUAAGCGUAAGGCUUCAAUCAUACGGUGGAUUUAUUCCAGAACAUGUAGUUGAGUUCAUAAGGAGGCAUCUUAACGAUGAUAACGACGCCGAUGAAGAUGAGCUGACUAUUGACAUGAAUGCUCUCGAUGAUCCUACACUAUUUGAAUUACAGAAGCUUCUUGAUGACUACGAUAGAGAAAAUCCGUCUGGAAACCCUACAAAAGACGAGUAUCACGAGGUUGAGCAGUUUCAAAAUGAAUAUGGACUCAGAGACUCAUCAAUGCAUCAUGAAGGCAAUGAGCUUGUUGAAGAAGACAUUGAUAUUGGUGGGAAUGAUCUUCCACUUUUAACAUAUCCUCCUGUGGUAUUUGAAAGUGAAACAGCAGACAGAAGCAGCAAGCAUAGUUCUUCUAGCAGUUCUAGUAGUGAGUCAGGAUCAUCCUCCAGUGAUUCGAGUAGUUCUUCUGGAAGUGAUUUGGAUGUCAAAGUUCCUCCACCAAACAUUGGGGCCAAGGAGAACACACUGUCUGUGGUUAGCUUGGAUCAGGAAAAUGAUUCACGGAAUACAUUGAAUAUAACAGAACAAAGUACUGACCCUGUACUUAUUUCUGCUGACAAUGAAGAUGAGAAUGUGUCUGAGAAACAGGUCUCACCUGAUAAGAAAUACCGAGCUGCCCUUUUGAAAAGUCGCUUUGCUGAUACAAUUCUGAAGGCUCGUGAGAAGGCUCUUGAUCAGGUUGCGCAAAAGGAUCCUGAGAAAGUUCAACGUGAGAGGGAGGAGCUUGAAAGGUUACAAAGAGAAGAGAGAGCACGUUUACAAGCUGAGGCUAAAGCUGCCGAGGAUGCUCGCAGAAGGGCUGAAGCAGUGGCUGCUGCUGAGGCUGCUGCAGAAGCUAAACGCCAGAGAGAGCUUGAGAGGGAAGCAGCUCGGAAAGCCUUGCAACAGAUGGAGAAAACCGUAGAAAUCAAUGAAGGGAGCCUCUUUUUGAAAGAUUUUGAAAUGCUAGGAACUGUCGCGGGUGAACAGCACCCGGACUUGGUAGGUGAAAUGAAUCCAACUCAUACGCCUGAGGGUCUCGGGUUUCAACUUGGGGGCAACCCCCUAGAACAGCUCGGAUUAUAUAUGAAAAAUGAUGACGAAGAAGACGAGGAAGUCGGAUCUGCAUAUGAACCAACAGUUGAUGUUGAGGAAGGCGAAAUAGAUUGACAGCUUAUGGACCAUCCAAUUAUACACUGAGGGUCUAUUGGCAUAGCUGAACCGGAUAGCUAUUUUUUGAUGUCUUGGUAUUUGAAGUGCACAUUGAUCCUGACGGUCCCAUUCCUCUACUGAAUUUUGAACUGCACAAGUUUCUGGAGCAAAACCUAGCAGGCUUUUAGAUGUGUAUGGAAAACCAGUCGGCAUGCAUGCGGUGGGGUCCCAAGGAUGAGUCUAUCUUAAGGUGGGUUCACUGUCAGCCUUGAUGAAGUUAAUACCAGCCCUGUGCUUUUCUGAGGGUCAUCUGGAGCUAUACUUUUUUUGGGAGGAAAACAGGGAGAGGGGAGGUGUUGUCCUGGGCUCUUGAACACCUAAUGUGAGCAGUUUUGAGGGGUAGUUUUUUGAUGGCAUUUCCUGUUGUGAAUGUAAACAUGGGAACUGUACAAAGAGGUUGCCUGAAUAGAUGGAGACAGUCUUUUUAAGUCUUUUUCUGCAGGUUCAUCUUCCAUUGCUUUAAAUCUUUGUGAACAGCAGGGUGACUGACAUGAUGUUCCAUUGUUUGUCGGGUGUAUCGUAUAAUCCUGUCUUUCAGACCCGUCUGUCGUGAUGGGGUUUAGAGGUGAGUUAUUGGUAGGAGGCGACUGGCUUCGGCUGGUUUCUCAUAACUUGAGUGUAAUUUUUGUCACAUCUGGUGGUGCCGCAUUAUUAUUAUUAGUUUCCCCCAAAAGAAUGGUGGAAAUUUGUAGUUU